ACUUUCUCUUGGAUUCAAGCUCAGUCUCUGCAAUCGAAUCAUAGCGGCUUUCAAAAAUCGCAUCUUUUUCUUGAGUUUGAAUCUAUGUUGAAUCGCUAAAUCCAUGCGUUUAAUCUGGUUUACGUCGAGGUUGAGUUUCACAAGGCCUUAACCGUCAGGAGGAAUGGAGCUCCAUGUAUGGCGGAAGCGUAGGAGCCAUUAAUGGAGAUGCUGUUUUUUUGUUAGGAUUUUGUAUUUUCAAAUGGAAUUGAAAACUGGGUUAUCCCUGAAUCGGUCUGAAGGAGGUGGGAGAGGGCGGGGUGCCUGAACAACUAUACCUUGUAUCUUACACAAGCGCCCUAAGAACUGUCAAAUUCUGACCUUUUUUUUUUUCUCCAAUUUCUCGCUUUUCUGCGUCUGAGUUUUGGUCGUUGAGGUGAAGGUAAUCUAAAGGUGCUGAAAGAUUUGAGGGUGAUGGACCAUUCCAUCGUAAAGCUCCUGGAGGAAGAAGAGGAUGAGUCUAUGCAUUCUGGGGCUGAUGUUGACGCAUUCCAAGCUGCCUUAAAUCGGGAUAUAGAGGGCGAUAUGAAUCCUUCUCAACCAUGUGAUAAAGAAAAAGGAGUUUUGCCUCAAGAAAAUCAAACCAGUUUAGAAAAUACACAGAAGCAAGACUGUCAUUCAUCUGAAAUGGAGCAAAAGCAGCAUGGAUCUGUUUCUGAUAUUCAGCAACAGCAGCUGAAUGAUGGCUCUCAAGAAUUCAGUCACCUUCCAUUACAGCAGAGACAAAACCUAGAUGAUCAUCGACAAUCAGUUGCAGGGCAAAUGGCUGUCCAGGUCCCACAGACAACUGGGAUCCAUAAAUCUGAAAAGAAUUCUGUCCCGGCAGGUGAACCAGAAAGAAUAAAUAAUCAUGAUAGUGACUCACAAUAUCUGAAAUUGCAGCAGAUUAGCAAUCAACAGGCCAGUGGUACGCAGCAGACUAGCAUACCUAUGAAUCGUAGUAGACAAGUACCAUUUGGCAUGUUGCUGCCUGCAUUACUGCCCCAACUGGAUCCAGACAGAGCCAUGCAACUUCGUACCCUAUAUGGUAAACUGAAGAAAAAUGAAAUUGCCAAAGAGGGAUUUGUUCGCCACAUGAGGGAUAUUGUUGGGGAUAAAGUGCUAAAGUUUGCAGUUCAAAAUCUAAAUGCUCAGUUAAAUUCUCAGUCUUCUUCAUCAAGGCAAACACAGUUCACUGGUUCCCAGAAUUUCAGUCAGCUUCGGCAGAAUGGCAGUAGUUCUCCGGCAGAUUCAUCCCAUGCUCCCAGUUCAGCAGUCCCAAUGGAGACAGAUUCAACUGGACAAGGACAUAAACAGCAGCAGCCGCAGCGUUUGCACUUCCCACAAACUUCCCUUCCAAUCUAUGGAAAUAACAGUUAUGACCCCUAUUCUGGGCCAAAAGUCAAUACUCCAGGAUCUUCUCUGAAACCACAACCUCUUGAUCCACAAUUGAGACAAAUUACACAUCAUCAGAACAUGGGAUCAACUCCCGUAGGUGGGUCAACUCAAGCAAUGAAUGUGAUGAGUGGGUCUAAUUUUGAGAGACCAAAUUCCAUGAAUGAUCCAAAUAGAUUGCAGAGUGGUUCUCCUUCUCUCUUUAUGAACAAUUCAACAUUGCAGCAAAAUCCAGUCCCUAGGCAGUUAACUACAAAUAACGAACGUAAGCCUGUUUCGUUGUCAUCAAUGUCUUCUGUGAAGUAUGAGUCAGUUGAUCAGGGUACCGAGCAACAGCCAAAGUUGCACUUUUCUACCCCACAUGGAUUAUCUGCUUCACAGGUGGAACAGGGUAAUGCCAAACAAAUUCCAAAGGAUGACCCUGGAGAGAAGCAGACCUCUAGAAUUGCCUCCUCAAGCCCUGCCAGUGUGUUGGCCCACAAUUCAGUUUCUCCUUCACAGCCAAUGCAUUUGAACCCUAAUUCACCGUUGAGCUCUCGGGUAUCAUCUGUGACUUCUCCUGCUGGGGUUAAUUCAAGGACACCUCCAAAAAGGCCUUCUGCUGGCCAGAAGAAACCGCUUGAAGUCCUUGGUUCAUCACCACCUUUGUCAAGUAAGAAGCAAAAAGUAUCUGGGGCCUUUUCAGAUCAGAGCAUUGAACAACUCAAUGAUGUCACUGCUGUCAGUGGAGUCAAUCUCAGGGAAGAGGAGGAACAGCUAUUUUCUGGCCCUACAGAGGACAGUCGAGUUUCAGAAGCGUCGAGAAGGGUUGUGCAAGAAGAGGAAGAAAGGCUUAUUUUGCACAGAACCUCCUUGCAAAAGAAGUUGGCAGAGAUUAUGGUCAAAUCUGGUUUGAAGAAUAUAAGCAAUGAUGUGGAGCGAUGCCUAUCCUUGUGCGUGGGGGAAAGGCUGCGUGGAUUGGUAUGCAAUUUAAUCAGAUUGUCAAAACAGCGAGUUGAUGCUGAGAAGUCUACGCACCAGACUCUUACCAUUACCACCACAAAUACACAGCAACAAAUUGCAACAAUUAACAAAAAGACUAAGGAAGAGUGGGAGAGAAAGCAGGCUGAAGUGGAGAAGCUUCGUAAAGUUAAUGAGCCUGAGGGUGAUGGUGUGGGUGAUGCUGAUAAGGAGAAAGAUGAAGUUCGGGUAAAAUCACUGAAGGUGAACAAGGAAGAGGAUGACAAGAUGAGGACCACUGCAGCAAAUGUUGCUGCACGUGCUGCUGUUGGUGGAGAUGACAUGCUCUCAAAAUGGCAGCUUAUGGCUGAGCAAGCACGUCAGAAACGUGAAGGAGUGAUGGAUACAGCUUCUGGUUCUCAGGCUGGUAAAUAUAUGAACCGCAAGCCUCCAUUAGCAUCUGGACAAAAAACAAAGGACAAUCAAGAAGCAGAGAAGAGAGGUCCUCCUGGUCACAUUGGUGCUGCUAGAAAAUUUGGAAGGAACCAAGGUGCCAUGCCUCAAACAAGGGUAGCUCGUACCAUUUCCAUUAAGGAUGUCAUUGCAGCUCUGGAGAGAGAGCCUCAAAUGUCAAAGUCUACCAUGCUUUAUCGUUUAUACGAGAGAAUCCAGCCUGAGGCCAGAGCCGAAUGAUUGAGGUGCUCAUGGUGUCAACUUCCGGUGUCUGAUCACAGUUAACAAAAGGCAGUUUAAGAUGUCUCGUUCAUUCUCUUCAUGCUAGAGAUUCCAAUGUUAGUGCAGUUAAUUUAAUCUUCGGUCACAGCUCGAUCCAUAAUCACCAACCUUUGAGACCACAAUCAAUGUGUUUAUUUAUUUGUUUAUUUAUGUUUCUUUUUUGAGUGAGAAAAAGUGCUGGUAUUCCUUUUGGUAAUUUAUUUACAACAAUGCAGGGUACAGACUACAGAGAUUAUGUUGUUUUGGUAAUUUUAGUUUAUAUGUAAAUAUUUAUCACUUAUGGUCAUUUGGCCAAUUAGAUUGUUGAAUAAUAGCUUAUAAUUUAU
Molecule: messenger RNA, 3413 nt
Organism: Rubroshorea leprosula
Lineage: Eukaryota; Viridiplantae; Streptophyta; Magnoliopsida; Malvales; Dipterocarpaceae
Source: the annotation of a GenBank genome assembly